Molecule: messenger RNA, 1379 nt
Organism: Linum trigynum
Lineage: Eukaryota; Viridiplantae; Streptophyta; Magnoliopsida; Malpighiales; Linaceae
Source: the annotation of a GenBank genome assembly
GAUAUUUGGCAUUAUCAUUCUUUCAUGUUAUUCUCUUGUAUAGUUCUGUAACACAAAGCGUAGUGAGCGGGCUUCUCUAUUAGUAUAGAAAAAAAGAAGAGGAAGGCAAAUCAAUAGUUGAAGCUCUAGAAUUUUGCAGUAGCAUACAAUUUUGGUCAAAGUUGGUGGGGCUGCUGCUUUACUGCAUAUUCAAACUACCCAAAAAAAGAAGUUCAACAUACAAACAUCUGUUAAUUUGAUAAUUCCCACUUCAAAACUUUAGUAUGUUGCCCCCACCCUCUUUCACAUCUUUAAAGCAAGUAACUUUACCUUUUCUUUUAGCAUUAAUGUUUGUUGCCCUUUCCUUUCCCUACAUCACUAAGCAAUCAAAAAAUUCACACAACCAGCCAUUUAUAUAAUACCCAAUUCUUCACCUUUCUCCAUUCUCUUAUCUUCUCCUCCAAUACAUCUUCCCUUUACAAGGUUUUCUCAACUCCCUCUCUCCCCAGAAAUGAUGCAAGCUCUUCCAUCACCACCACCACCACUGUCUCUACAACAUCAACUGCAGCCUCUGCCUGAAAAGGAAACAACCACUGCCAUCUCUCUCAACCAAAUUAUCGUAUCAAAGCAAGCAGGAAGACACCAACAAAGCUCACCACGAGAGGUACUGCCAUAUUCUGAGACCAAGUUAGUACCAUUUGCCCAGACAAGGUUAUUAGCACCAAAGCAGCCAAUACUCCAACCUCGAAGAACCAACCCGCUCAUAUGGUUUGGAGCCAUCUUAUGCCUCAUUUUCAGCCUUCUUCUCAUCUUCUUUGGAAUUGCAACCUUGAUCCUCUACCUUGUUGUCAAACCAAAACACCCGGUUUUCGAUGUUCCUAAUGCGAGCCUCAAUGGCAUAUACUUCGACUCCCCCGAAUUCUUCAAUGGAGAUUUAACUUUUCUUGCAAACUUCUCCAAUCCUAAUCAUAAACUGGACGUGAGAUUCGAGCAUGUUGAUAUUGAGGUCUACUUCUCCAACAGACUCAUAGGGACUCAAGCUCUCCAGCCUUUCACUCAGAGGCCAAGGGAGAUAAGGCUGCAAGCAGUUCGCGUCAUAUCGAGUCUUGUCUAUUUGCCUCAGAAUUCCGCAGUGGAGCUUCAAAAGCAAGUACUGAGUAACAAGGUGAACUACAACAUACGAGCUACUUUCAAGCUGAAGGCGAUUCUGGGUCUCUUCCAUUAUAACUACUGGCUUCACGGUAGGUGUGAGACGGCUAUCAGUGGUCCUCCAACGGGUGUUCUGGUUGCUCGGAGCUGCAACACAAAUAGAUGAAGAAGAAUUAGGGUGUCGGUUUACCUGCUUUAUAAUUAGUUUAUCAUGGAAGUACUAGACCACAAGUCCUGUAACUUCCAUCCUA